Messenger RNA from Dovyalis caffra, 285 nucleotides. Lineage: Eukaryota; Viridiplantae; Streptophyta; Magnoliopsida; Malpighiales; Salicaceae. The record is from the annotation of a GenBank genome assembly.
AUGUUCAAGUCUCAAAUUAACUUUACUUCCUUUGAUGGGCCACCUAGUGUUGAAAAUGCACUAGGAACAGACAAUAGAUAUUUUGAUACGGAUAUCAGUACUGGAGCGCCAGAUGAGAUUCUAGAGGAAGAAUCCUUUGAGGCGUUCCAGUCUCAGAAUAAUAGAGAUGCAAAUGUUGGCUACAAUGAAGAAUUAGAAAGUAAGAUGAUAUGGGAGGGGAAUUCCACCAACAUUGAGGAGCUUUUUACCGGAGUUGAAGAAACGGGUUGGAUGUCAGGAUAUUGA